Molecule: messenger RNA, 384 nt
Organism: Protopolystoma xenopodis
Lineage: Eukaryota; Metazoa; Platyhelminthes; Monogenea; Polystomatidea; Polystomatidae
Source: the annotation of a GenBank genome assembly
AUGAGCGCCGCUCGUCCGUCCGUCUCAACGGCCAAAGAGGCCGGCGCUCCGGGCCGACUUGGCGUCGUCAACCUGCUCUUCAGCCCCGGCCACAAGACGAAACGGCCCACGGAGUCGGACAAAAUGUCCGUCUCGACGCCGGCCAGUCUGCCGUCGGACCAGCUCGCGGCCCACCAUCAACCCCACUCGUGCCGACUUCAGCAGGCCGGACUGGUGGUGCAGCGUUCGAGCCCCGGACAGGGUCCGCAGCAGUGCGCCUGUAUCGCGGCCCAGAGACGGCCGGUCGUCAGGGCCCCGCCGCCCUCCCCACUGUGCGCACAGGCCUCCGGCCUCCGCCAGAGAGGAUGCAAUUCCGGCCCGGCCGUGCCUCCGCGCAGUCCCAGC